Molecule: messenger RNA, 234 nt
Organism: Schizophyllum commune H4-8
Lineage: Eukaryota; Fungi; Basidiomycota; Agaricomycetes; Agaricales; Schizophyllaceae
Exons: 3
Coding region: 1-234 (77 amino acids)
Biological process (GO): copper ion transport
Cellular component (GO): cytosol
Molecular function (GO): copper chaperone activity; metal ion binding
Source: RefSeq, a predicted model, not a curated record
AUGGUGCAGGCGGAGCAGACCUACAAAUUCAAUGUAAAGAUGACAUGCACUGGCUGCUCAGGUCUCGUCUCUCGCGCAUUGCACCGAGCAAAGGGAGAUGGUGUGCGUGCUUUCACCGUGGACUUGGAUCGUCAGGAAGUGAUCGUGACGGGCACAAUACCGUACGACGAAGUUGUCGCGCGCAUAGCGCGCACAGGACGUGUAAUCCAGUCGGGCGCCGUAGUGCGCAAGUAG